AUGGGGUACACUAUUCUAGGCGCGCGCGGUUCUUUUUCUUCGCGCGCGGCCCGUCGCGCUGCCCGCGCGCCUUGUGUGCUGCGCUCGACCCCCCGCGCCUUCGUCGCCGCGGUCGGGCCUGCAGCAACAGCCGCGGCAGAGACUGCAGUCGCGGCCGUCGCAACUGCUGCAGCAGCCGCCGCCGCCUCUCCUGCCGCGGCCGCCGCUGCAUCUACAGCAGCUGCAGCCGCCGCAUCUACUGCAGCAGCCGCCGCUGCAGCUACAGCAGCAGCAGCCGCCGCAUCUUCUGCAGCAGCCGCCGCUGCAUCUACAGCAGCAGCAGCCGCCGCAUCUUCUGCAGCAGCCGCCGCUGCAUCUACAGCAGCAGCAGCUGCCGCAUCAUCUACAGCAGCGGCCGCCGCCGCAUCUACGGCAGCAGCAGCCGCCGCAAUCUACAGCAGCGGCCGCCGCAGCUACAGCAGCAUCAGCCGCCGCUGCCUCUGCAGCAGCAGCCGCCGCCGACCCAGCAGCAGCAGCCGCCGCCGAUCCUGCAGCAGCCGCAACCGCCGAGUCUACUCCAUCGGCCGCCGCCGGCCCUGCAGUCCCUACUUGAAAUUUGACACCUGGCUCGAUGAUCUGCACCUUUUCCUACAGCUCACUGCCAAGGAAGACAUUUCACUGUACGACCACGCCCUAGGCCAUGCUACUGCCCCUGACUCCUCUGCUGCUAGCACACUGCGCUCCCAGUGGCAGACCCGCGACGCACACGCUCGCUUUGCUAUCCGCAACUCCCUGCCGCUAGAUGAGCGCGAGCACUUCGGCCAGUGCAAGACUGCUAAGGAACUGUACACAGCCGUAGUUGCUCGCUACUCCUCGCCUGCGUCUGCCACCCUAGGCCGCCUCUCCCUGCCCUACCUGUUCCCCGACCUGGCCUCCUUUCACACUGUCGCUGAUCUCAUCACCCACCUCAAGACUAGUGAGGCCCGUUUUCGCGCUGCUAUGCCUGCCGAGUUCCUUGCUAGCAACCCCCCCCCGCUCUGGCUCACCCUCUACCACAUUGUCACCCGCCUCCCUGACUCUCUGCGCACAGUCAGGGACUCCUUUCUAGCUCGCUCCCCUACUGAGCUCACCAUUGCCCUCCUCGAGAAGGACCUACUUGCAGCUGAGGCGAGCAUCGUCGCCGUAGGUGCCUCUCGUGGCGAGCCCCGCACCCCCUUCUUCGAGGGGUGUUCCCCUUCCCCCCUUCUCCCCUCUGUCGCCACUGCUGCUGCUGUCGACCUCCUUGGUGCUGAGAAGGUCGGGGCUGCGUCUGCUUCGAGCGGGCGCCGCAAGAGCAGGGGGGGCAAGGGUGGGGGGGGGGGAGGGGGGGGAGGCGGGGGUGGAGACAGUGGAGGUGGCGGUGGGUCUGGAGAGGCUAGUGGCGGCAGUGGGGGUGGUGACAGCGGCGGCGGGGGUGGUGGCAGAGGCGGAGGUGGCAGCGGCGGCGGUGGCGGUCGUGGCCGUGGCAGGGGUGGAGGUGGCCGAGGCGGGGUGGCGGGUGGCGGUGGUGGUGGUGGCCGUGGAGACGCUGGAGGUGGCCAGAGUCAGCAGCACGCCCCGACCCUCCAGGCCGCCCGUGAGUGGUACGCGCAGCGUGGGUACACUUGCACGUACGUCAUCCGCACUGGUGACCGCACUGGCCAGCCAUGUGGGAGGCCGCACCCCACGCAGCGCUGCUUCCAGCGCCUGACUGACGCGUGGCGCAUCCAGUUUCCUGGGUCUACUGAGCUCCCCCGCUGGCCUGAGCUGGAAAAGAAGGGUGUUGAUAUCUGGGCUUUAGACUUUGAUGCUAUUCUCACUGCUAUGUAUGCGAUGUCUAUUAGUGGAGAGGGUGCCCAGUACUUGCGUGUUCCGCCCGACCCGGGCAUUCAGGCCAGCCCAGCUGCUGCUCUAGGUGCUAGUGUGUCUGCUCCCACAGGUCCUGCUGCAGCAGCUGCCCUAGGUGCUAGUGCGUCUGUGCCCCCUGGUACUGAGUCGACUGCAGCACUGCACACCUUCACACUGGACUCAGGUGCUUCUCGCUCUUUCUUUCGUGACCGCACUGUCCUUGAGCCACUAGCUCGGCCGGUUGCUGUCUCUCUUGCUGACCCCUCUGGGGGUCCGGUCAUUGCGACCUCCUCCACUACACUUCCGUGUCCAGCGGUUCCGUCCGGCACGCUCUCAGGUCUCUACCUCCCCUCGUUCUCUACGAACUUGGUGGCAGGUUGUGCGCUGCAGGACGGGGGUGUUCACCAGUUCACCCCUGCCUACGAGCGUGUGACACACUGCACGUGUGCUCGGACGGGCCGCCACCUGGCUACUUUCACUCGAGAGCCGGGGUCGGACCUGUACACACUGACCACUGAGUCCCUUCAGGUAGCUGCGUCUGCGUCUGCGUCAGGUCAGCUGUCCGCCCCCUGCUCGUGUCGCUCUCUGGCGCAUGAGACUGUCCUCUGGCACCACCGCCUUGGUCACCCGUCUGUGCAGCGCCUUCGGGCCAUGCACAAACGGGACCUUGUUGCUGGUCUUCCCAGGGUGCUCCCUCCCCUUCCCGACUCCCCUGCUCCUGACUGCAUUCCCUGUGUCGAGGGGCGGCAGCGCGCCGCUCCUCACUCCUCCUCCUUUCCCCCGACGACUGCUCCCUUGCAGACGCUCCACAUGGACGUGUGGGGCCCAGCCCGCGUCCGUGGUCAGGGUCAGGAGAGGUACUUCCUGAUAGUUGUUGACGACUACUCGCGCUACACCACGGUCUUCCCCUUGCGCGCCAAGGGUGACGUCCCUGGUGUUUUGAUCCCCUGGAUCAGCCGAGCCCGUCUCCAGCUAGGCAAGCGCUUUCACUCGGACUUUCCUGUCCUGCGCUUGCACUCUGACAGAGGUGGUGAGUUCGCCUCCGACCUCUUGGCAGCCUACUGUGCUGAGCACGGCAUUGAGCAGUCGUUCACGCUUCCGGCCUCUCCGCAGCAGAAUGGGGUCGCUGAGCGCCGCAUUGGCCUAGUCAUGGAGGUCGCUCGUACCUCCCUGACCCAUGCGGCUGCUCCCCACUUUCUGUGGCCGUUUGCGGUCCGAUACGCUGCGCAUCAGCUCAACCUCUGGCCCCGUGUCUCCUUGCCGGAGACUUCCCCGACUCUGCGGUGGACGGGAGAGGUUGGCGAUGCGUCGCGUUUCCGGGUCUGGGGAUCUCGAGCUUUUGUCCGCGACACGUCCGCGGACAAGCUCUCGCGUCGCGCCGUUCCCUGUGUCUUUCUUGGCUUUGACGUCACUUUUGACGAGUCCGUCCCCUUCUACCGCCUCUUCCCCUACCGCACUGCCCCGCUCCCCCCCCCGCCUCUCUUCCUCGCUCCAGGUGCUGAGGUACCAGACCCCCUCCCCCCUCAGGGUGCCGCUCCCUCAGGUGUGUCCCAGGUAGACCCGGGUGAGCCUGUCGAGGUAGCUGUUGACUCGCGUCCUGCGUCUGGGGGUGCUGAGCCUGGGGGUGCUGAGUCUGGGGGUGCAGAGCCUGGGGGUGCUGAGCCUGGGGGUGCUGAGUCUGGGGGUGCGGAGCCUGGGGGUGCUGAGCCUGGAGGUGCGGAGCCUGGGGGUGCUGAGCCUGGAGGUGCGGAGCCUGGAGGUGCGGAGCCUGGAGGUGCUGAGUCUGGGGGUGCUGAGUCUUCGGGUGCUGAGCCUGAGCGUACUACACCUGGAGGAGCCCUCUCCUCCCAGCAGCUGCAGGAGAGGUACCUCGAGUACUGCCGCCUCCGGAGAGGUGCUUCUGGAGCUCGUCCCAGUACUUCCCCUCCUACCCAGGAGCUCCCCCCCAUUCAGGUGAUCCGAGAGUGGUACACACGGCGCUGCAGUCUUCGGAGUGGUGCUCCUGGUGCUGCGGACCCGAGCGGUGGCGCUGUUGCUGGUGCUGAGGACCCGGACGCUGGAGCUGCUGCUGGUGCUGAGGACCCGGGCGUUGGAGCUACUGCUGGUGCUGAGGACCCGACCGGUGGCGCUGCUGCUGGUGCUGAGGACCCGGGUGUUGGAGCUGCUGCUGGUGCUGAGGACUCGGGCGUUGGGGCUGCCGCUGGUGUCCCUGCUGGUUCUGGAGACGCUGCGCGGCCGCGACCGUACUUCGUACCACUCCUUCAGCAGGUUCUUGGUCAGGCUCCUCCUCCUAGUCCUCCUCCCUCCGUCGAGUGUCCUCUGCCUGUCCAGCCGCAGUCACAGUUACCGCCUGCCUCGCCUCUCCCUGCUCCCUCUCCUUACGCUGGUCCCACAGGAGGUCUUACAGAGCGUCGUGAGCCUGAGUCUCGUCCUGCGUCGCCUGUUCGUACUACUCGCACUGGUCGUCGUGUCCCGCGUGAGCGUCCUCCUCCUGUCCCUGGCACUCACUACAUGACUUUGCGUCCCUCCACUGCUCCGCAGCGUGUCCCGCUGCCGUCUCCUCCUGCGUCCUCUCUUCCUACUCUUCCUGACCCGGAGUCUGACUCCCGUCGUGCGGCCAGUCCCACUGUUACGCGUCUCCUCGCUACAGUUGUCACUGACCCGACCUUUGAGUCCUCUGCUGCGUCUGCUCUGGUCGCUGAGUUGGUUGACUUUGCUGCUCGCUGUCGCUUAGACUACGCUGCCAGCCUUGUCGCUGAACAGGAGGAGUUCCAGUGCUUUGCUGCUGCUUUGCCCCAUCUCGUGUCCAUGCUUGUUGCCCCUGAGGGAGACCCGGAUGCACCAGACAUCCCGACCCCGCGCUCUUACGCCGAGGCGAUGGCGGGUCCCUACUCCUCUCAGUGGCAGACAGCCAUGGACGCAGAGAUGGCUUCCUGGAAGUCCACAGGCACCUACGUCGACCAGGUUCCCCCUCCUGGGGCGAACAUCGUCAGUGGCAUGUGGAUUUUCGGGGUGAAGCGGCCGCCGGGUUCUCCUCCUGUCUUCAAGGCACGCUACGUGGCUCGAGGCUUCAGUCAGCGAGAGGGGAUGUCGACUUCUUCCAGACCUUCUCCCCCACCCCGAAGAUGA
Messenger RNA from Closterium sp. Yama58-4, 4974 nucleotides. Lineage: Eukaryota; Viridiplantae; Streptophyta; Zygnematophyceae; Desmidiales; Closteriaceae. The record is from the annotation of a GenBank genome assembly.